AUGUCUGCUGGUUUGGAAAAUAUCAAUGUUACAUCUGGACGAUCUAUGUAUUUAGCCCCAUAUCAUACAGUCAGUGGUGGAUCAUUAUCUCCACAUUUAGCCGGCAGUGCAUUUCAAUUUAUUGGCAAUUCGUCCGCUUCUUCUGGUGGUGCUGCAGGUGCAGGUGUCGGGGGUGUCGGUACAGUCGGUGGUAGAGCAUCUGUACCUGGUCAACCUAUGGCUAGUCCAGAUGUGAUUAUGUUGACAAGAAUGUUACAAGAAAAAGAAAAUAUG
Messenger RNA from Schistosoma turkestanicum, 273 nucleotides. The record is from the annotation of a GenBank genome assembly. Lineage: Eukaryota; Metazoa; Platyhelminthes; Trematoda; Strigeidida; Schistosomatidae.